This is a messenger RNA of Mucor velutinosus, 288 nucleotides long. RefSeq lists its product as uncharacterized. The transcript has a single exon. Lineage: Eukaryota; Fungi; Mucoromycota; Mucoromycetes; Mucorales; Mucoraceae. The coding region runs from base 1 to 288 and encodes 95 amino acids. The record is from RefSeq and is a predicted model, not a curated record.
AUGUCAUUAUCGGAGGAACAGAUCCACACCCUGCACGAGGUUAUCUCACAAUUCCGAGCACUACAGGAUACUUUGCCGACACAACUGCAAGGCAUUCGAGAUACUUUGACCACUCAACAACAGCAAAUCAAUAAUUUGUUAAAUAGCUCAAAUAUCCCAAAUGAUUCGAACAUCAAGGUUCCAUUACCCUCCCCGUUCAACGGCAAACCUGGCCAAUGCGGCACCUUCUUCUCUCGACUGGCAGUAUAUUUCGCAGCGAGCACCACCUAUACACUACGGCCCAACUGA